AUGGUUGGCGGAAAGUGCGAGCAGGUGAGAUUUUACGAAACGUUGUUCGAGAGAAAACUUCAUCGAUCAUCAUCAAAUCGAGAUGUUUCUCAGCCAUUCGUUCUUGAUUUGUACUACAUUUUUGUCGCCUUGAUAAUACUAACGAGGAGCGUUUCUUCUUCUCUCCUUCUCAUCAUCAGGUCGGCGUCGAUGGUUUCCCUCGAGUCCUUCGCGCAGCGCCAAUCCGAAGACGCGAAAGACGCCGAAAACGAAGCGGAUGGCGCUGAAAACGAAGAAACCAAAAAAGGCAACAUUAAACGACGAAAAGAACGAAGAAGAUCGGCUGGUUUACACUGUCAGAGAUGCUUGAAGAGAACGAGGAAAGGCGUCCGGGUGUCGUUUCUUACCUCACCCGCCUUGGUCGGUUUCGUGAGUGGCGCGAUUGCGUUUGGUUUCAGUUCCGCGAGCGCUUUCGCUCUUCGUCGAGGGAAAGGGGUUCUCUUUGGCGCUUUGGCGAACGCGCAGCCUACGAAGUCUUCGAAGACAAAGAAGAAGAAAUAA
This is a messenger RNA of Bathycoccus prasinos, 540 nucleotides long. RefSeq lists its product with no specific name. Bases 1 to 540 code for a protein of 179 amino acids. The record is from RefSeq and is a predicted model, not a curated record. Lineage: Eukaryota; Viridiplantae; Chlorophyta; Mamiellophyceae; Mamiellales; Bathycoccaceae. The transcript has a single exon.